Messenger RNA from Symbiodinium necroappetens, 1005 nucleotides. The record is from the annotation of a GenBank genome assembly. Lineage: Eukaryota; Dinophyceae; Suessiales; Symbiodiniaceae.
AUGAAGCACGUGCUGAAUGGCUUGGGCAGGGCAGUACACCACGUGGGUCAUCCGUGUGCCAAAUUGGUCGAGGAGAUCGCGACCACCAUCUCUUGUGCCAUCGACUUCAUCGUCCAAGUCGGGGUCCUUCGUCAGUUGGGCCAGGAUGCGGCGGGGCGAGUCGAGGCCGACAGCUCUGGUGGAGUGCUCGCAACGGUUUUGCUGCAGGCCAGCAAACUGACCCCCACUGCCAACCGCUCCCAGAGCCAGGCACUGGUGCCAUCGAACCCUGGAGAGGAGGAUGUGACCGCCUUGACCAACCUCUCCACGGACCCGGUCAUUGAACGGUUGAUCCAAAGCGAGGAGUUGUUGCAAUGUGUGCGGAUCAAGGCUGAGCGCUUCGAGGCAUCCAUCGAAGAUGCUUACCAGAAGCUCACCACGAGCACUCAGAACCGCCACAAGGGUGCAGCAGCCUAUUGGAGGACUGGGCUAGCCGAUGAUGCAGCGCUGGACGUGGUGCUGCAGUGUGCCAAGGAGCACAUCGACGACAUCGAUGGGGACGCGGCAGAGAGCGAGCACGACAAGCUGUCGGAGGUGCUAAAUCAGGCCGACGAGUUCGUGGCGAAAGCUGCCGGCUACAACGCCUACGUGCCGGUGCUUCGGGAUCUCAGUGCCCUCAUUGGCACCACCAGGGUGAUGGCAAAGAGUUGCCGUGCACUGAUGUGUGAGUCCUUGCUGGCGUAUGCCCACAACCACUGCGAGUCAUUGGAGUGGCAAGCCAGGCUGGUUCGCACGCAGUUGACUGACAUCAUGCUUCGGCAGAUCGAGGAAAAGGACGUUCACCCCGUCCUCCUUGCAUCUGCGAAAUCCAUUGUGGAAGAGUCCUCCAAGAAGUCCGAGCCGAAGAAGGGUGACAAGCAGCCGCCAAAAAAACCCAACGCUGAGCCCUCCGAGAUCCGCGAGCAGUCCGAACCAAAGAAGCUACGUCUCGACAAGAAUAAGAAGCGGGCUGGGGCUGAGUCUUGA